AUGUAUAAAGAACCUCACAAGAGUGAAUGGCUCAAACUAGUGGCCAAGUCACUAACUGGUGAAGCUGUUCAAUUGACAGCAAAAUCAUCUGAUACUGUUGCCACCUUGAAGAAGCAAUUGCAAACCAAGAAUGACCCAUCAUCAUGGGAUCAACUGCUUGUUUUUAAGAAGAAGCAACUACACGAUGAGCAAACAUUGGCUGAUGCAGGAGUAACUGAUGGAACAAUACUGAACGUCGUUCUUUGUCCUCAUGGUGUGACAGGCAUGGGAGCUGAUGCGGCUGAGUUAUUUGUUCGAGCUUUAUCACAAGGAAAAGUCGAAGUAAGUCGAGUGAAGAUUGUCAUUGCUGGUAGAGACAGAACGGGCAAGACGUCAUUUAAACGAUCUGUGCUCAAACUGAAGUUUCAGAUAAUUGAACCGAGCACACCUGUCGCAGUGGCAGAGUUGGCAGUGUGUGAAGCAUCAAACUGGAAGCUUUUGAGUGACAAGGACGAAGAAUUUUUAGACAAACAAAUAGCUAGAGCAACAGUUCAUGUACCGACUGUUUCAAGUGCAAAUGUGUCUGGUAGUCAAGAUGACAACAAAUAUGACAAUGACAAAACAGACUAUGCAGAUCAUCACAGUGAGGUUGAGCUUGGCUUGUCAGUUGAUAGAGAAUCUACAUCAACUGAUACUAAAGAAAGCAGCAUUGACACAGACAAACUUGAUGAAGCAACAGUUCUAACUGGAGGGAUAGCUCGUGCUAUUACAGAUUUCCAAAGUGAUCCUGACCUCUUAAAGCAGGAAGAUUCAAAAGUUCACGUUGCCAUUUGGGAUUUGGGAGGUCAGGAGCCACUUCUUCCUGGUCAAGGAGAAGCGAUCACACCAGGAUGUGUCGUUUGUGUUGUAUUUAACGCAUCCGAGUUUCUAGGUGACUCUGCCAAGUCUUUCUAUUGUCCUUCUGCUAACUCAAAACCAAUUCCAAUCAACAACCACUGGAUAGAGACGAACUAUUGA
Molecule: messenger RNA, 996 nt
Organism: Corticium candelabrum
Lineage: Eukaryota; Metazoa; Porifera; Homoscleromorpha; Homosclerophorida; Plakinidae
Exons: 3
Coding region: 1-996 (331 amino acids)
Biological process (GO): protein ubiquitination; modification-dependent protein catabolic process
Cellular component (GO): cytoplasm; nucleus
Molecular function (GO): ubiquitin protein ligase binding; protein tag activity
Source: RefSeq, a predicted model, not a curated record